AUGGUAUUAUAUAGCAUUGAACGCAUUCCACAAAAAAAGUAUAAUCAGCAGAUCCAAGAAAGCGAUCUUUCAUACACAUAUGUUGAUGCUCUGAUUCGGUCCUUAAUUGAAUGCCCUGAUGAUAAUAUUUUUUUAAUCUGGUCAAACUUGAAAGUACAAGAUGAUUGUGCAGAAAGACCAGAUAUCUCUGGGGUGGCUUUAGUAGAUACGCAAUUUAAAAACAUCAUUUGUGUGGGUGAGGUGAAAGGAGAAGACAAGAUCAGUGACAAUCAUGCCACAUUGUGCGACUUGAUCAAGAUAGGGUGCUUCAGCAAGGAGGCUAUCGAUACAUAUUCCAAUUAUGGGAUUCUUGGAAUCCAUGUUGUUGGUUUUCAGGUUACCAUUUAUGUAACAAUCUUACUUACUGAAGGCCUUUAUGUGAUGCAAGAAAUCUGUUCAAUAAGGUUACCAACAUCUAUAUAUGAUAUGAAGUCGUUUAUUGCCAACAUUGAUGAUCUGCUACCAAUUAAAACCGUGUACAAAAAAUGCAUGAAAAAUCAUGAAAAAGUACUCCGAUACAAAAAAAAAGGUGCUGCAUAUAAAGAAAUGCUUCAGUAUUAA
Messenger RNA from Mucor mucedo, 600 nucleotides. RefSeq lists its product as uncharacterized. The transcript is spliced from 3 exons. Lineage: Eukaryota; Fungi; Mucoromycota; Mucoromycetes; Mucorales; Mucoraceae. Bases 1 to 600 code for a protein of 199 amino acids. The record is from RefSeq and is a predicted model, not a curated record.